AUGGCGGAUCCAAAGAACCUGUUCGCACUUUACACCACUGCAGCUGGUGCAGGAGAUUUACAUCAUGAUUCUCACUCUGAGGCCAUCGCAUCACUUCCUGAGCAGGAUGUGAAAACAUUAGCUGAGGAUGAGGAGGUGCUCCUUAAAAUGCAGGCCAAACUAUUUCGUUAUGCCACUGAGAAGAGCCCCCCAGAGUGGAAGGAGAGAGGAACUGGUGUGGUCAAGCUGCUGAAACACAAACAGAAGGGCAUGAUCCGCCUCCUAAUGAGGAGAAACCGGACUUUGAAGGUUUGUGCUAAUCAUUGUUUUAUACCCAUGAUGGAACUGAAGCCCAAUGCUGGCAAUAACAGGGCAUGGGUGUGGUUCACACCAGCAGACUUUGCUGAUGGAUGUCCCAAACCUGAAAUCCUGGCAAUAUGCUUUUUUAACGCACACAAUGCCCAGAAGUUCAAGUUGAUGUUCGAUAAGUGCAAGGAGGAGGUCAGAAAAGAUCUAGAGGGAAAAGGUAACACUGAUGGCAGAGAUAAGGUCACAGAGGAGCUGGAAGAGCUCUCAGUAAAAGAUGAGGCCAAAGAAGAAAAGAAGGGAGAAGAAAAAUGGUAGACUGCGGCAGACAAGAAAAAAAAAAAAAUCUUAAGUGGGUUGUUCAUCAGUUUGGUGCAGCAAUUAUUUGGCUUAAAUUCAGAACCAGGAAAUAGUUAGUGUUACUAAGAUUAAAAUGAAAUUCAGUGAAGCCCUGAAAGGGGAAAAUCUCCCCAAUGUUCCAGGACAUCAUGUCUUUGUAGUUUUACUAUUAAGUGCAAUAGAUUUAUUUGUAUGUGCUUUAGUCUCUGUCUUAAAUAAGUGAAUACAACAAUAGUGUAACAAUAGUUCUGUUGUUUUCACUGAACUGGAGUGAGUAUAAAUAAGUGCUCAAAUAAAAAUAAUUAAAGAGUCACUCACAGACUCCGCAGUUCAUUUGAGGUUGUCGGGCAUGUUCUAUAUUCAAUGUUGUAGCACAGCAAUUCCCAAAUGUAAGACUGCCAGGGGCCCACUUUGAAAUCUGAAAAUUCUCAGAGGCUCACCCUAACCUUGAAUCAUGACUCUGUAUAACACAUAAGGCUAGGAUGAAUAAUGCAAUUUAUAUAUUUGUCUUUAACAUAGUA
Messenger RNA from Solea senegalensis (Senegalese sole), 1145 nucleotides. RefSeq names its product ran-specific GTPase-activating protein-like. Gene Ontology annotation, cellular component: nuclear pore; centrosome; cytoplasm. The coding region runs from base 1 to 603 and encodes 200 amino acids. NCBI's taxonomy places the organism in Eukaryota, Metazoa, Chordata, Actinopteri, Pleuronectiformes, Soleidae. The transcript has a single exon. The record is from RefSeq and is a predicted model, not a curated record. Gene Ontology annotation, biological process: nucleocytoplasmic transport; positive regulation of mitotic centrosome separation. Gene Ontology annotation, molecular function: GTPase activator activity.